UCGCACGUGGAAAUUGAACCUCUCGGGCCGGAUCAGCGAGCGCUUGUUCCAUGAGGCGAUGAAGCCACUUGCGGUCGGGGCGAAAGUGUACUGAUUGUCAUUUCGACUUCUGGGAAAGUGCUCGUUCUCGUGACUGGGGUGCCCGCCUGGCACGCCGCGAGAGCUUCGAGCGCUUGCAGCACGGCGGAGGUCGUCGAUCGGUUCAAUGUAUGCGUUGGGGAGGUUCAGUAGCAAGAGACUCGAACACGUCGGGGUUUUAAGGCCAGUGACGAGGUUGCCCAGCUGCCGGGAAAUUGAGCGGAUUUUUCGUGACGUUCGCUACCCGCUUCUUCAGAUUGGAGUGUAGAGAUCGAGGAAGGCUCGAGAGUGGAGUAGAAUUCAGCGAAUUGUAGGAUGAAAACCUUCAUGAGGUUUCGAGAAGAUAUUGCCAACGCGGUGAAUUACAAAGCAGCACGGUUGAUUCUCACUCGCGUUCAUUCCAUCGCACCAGACAGUUCCGAUGACGAAUCCGAUUCAAAUGAGGAGUAUGUUCAAGCACAGAGGGCAAGGAGAGAAAAGCGACUCAUGGAGGCUAUCAAGGCUCUGAAGGAAGACGUCUAUCAUAUAAAGAAAAGAGCUGUUCGGCAGAAAAUGAAGCUGAUAGCUGCAGACGUCAUGCUAACUUCAUUAGCUCUUGGGGGAUUAUGUGCUUGGUUAGUUGUUGCGCAUAAGUGGUGGUACAGACCUUGAGCAAGAUGGUCAUCUCUUUUUCCAUAUACUGCAUUGUAGACCGUUUGACCACUCUUGAAAGAAGUUGCUUGCUCAUUCAUGGCCAAAGCAGUCGCAGCGUCAGGGCUGAUAGAACAGCCCAAUGUUUCUGAUAACCUAGACCUCAUGGACCUCGCUCCAUACAGUGGAAAUAUAUAAUCUAGUUGUCCAUGUCUUAUUCUUUCACCUGAAAUUGAUCACGACAGUUUGUAAAAACAUUGACCGAAGAUUCCUGAUGUUUGAAC
Molecule: messenger RNA, 992 nt
Organism: Marchantia polymorpha subsp. ruderalis
Lineage: Eukaryota; Viridiplantae; Streptophyta; Marchantiopsida; Marchantiales; Marchantiaceae
Source: the annotation of a GenBank genome assembly